ACUACCAUUAUGUGAGUAAUUUUUUCAUUCCCCAAAAAUAAUACUACUCGAUAGAGCUGAAAAAUUCGCUAAAAAAUACCUUGUUCAUCGCUGUAACCUUGGAUCAACGUGUGUAUUUGAACAAAAAUCCCUUCGCUCAACACUCAUAGCUGGUGUGAAUUUGUUCAGAGCCCUAAAAUCACUGUGUUCAGAGUCCUAAUUGUUGUUCUUAACUGUAUUCAGAGCCCUAAAAUCGCUGUUUACAUGUUUACAAAUAGCCAAAGACAAGAAGAGCGCACCGGAAAAUAUGGGACUCCAAGGGUGAAGUACCUUCAGGAAUUGGUGACUCAGUUUCAGAAUGCUUCUGCUGAAGAGACAAAAGAGAAGAUUGUUGCUAAUUUGGCGAAUUUUGCAUAUGAUCCUUUCAACUUUACCUUUUUGCGCCAGCUUAAUGUUAUAGAACUUUUUCUCGACUGUUUAACUGAGCCUAGUGAGAAACUUGUGGAAUUUGGGAUUGGAGGAAUCUGCAACGCUUGUGCUGAUCCAGCUAAUGCUGCUCUUGUCACUCAAAAUGAUGGUAUCCCUCUCGUCAUCCAGUGUUUGUCAAGUCCUGUUAGGAACACGGUGAAUUAUGCUCUAGGAGCAUUGUAUUAUCUAUGCAAUGCAUCAAACAAGGAAGAGAUCUUAAAGCCAGAAGUAAUUGAUGCAAUCAAAAGUUAUGCAGCUGCAGGUGGAGUUAGUACAAGCUUCAGUAAUUUGGCUCAGGCUUUCUUAGAUCAACAUGUUCCUCAGCUUAAUUAAAAUGGAGGAAACCAAAGAUUAUGUUGUAAAAUCAUACUGUAUUUUCUAUCCAAUUCAUUAUAUUUUCAAAAGUUAUGAAGUCCAUGAAAUAUGUGACGUGGGUAAAGAAGACCCAUGCCAAGCCAGUGGGAUAUAGAAACAAAACAUGUAAUAAAGAGAACAAAUAAUGAGUUUCGAAAAGAACAGAAGUUAGCA
Molecule: messenger RNA, 975 nt
Organism: Solanum stenotomum
Lineage: Eukaryota; Viridiplantae; Streptophyta; Magnoliopsida; Solanales; Solanaceae
Exons: 7
Coding region: 244-780 (178 amino acids)
Molecular function (GO): protein binding
Source: RefSeq, a predicted model, not a curated record